UGUUCUUAGAGUUGUUCACUGGACAAGCAUACACAAGACCAAAUAUUGAAAAUGUUCAAGAUUCUUGCCUUAGUCGCCUGCCUGGCAGUUAUUGCUUCCGCCCAGUAUUAUGGGGGAGAUCACGGUCAUCAUCACGAAGACCAUCACCAUGCACAUCCCAAAUAUAAGUACGAAUACGGUGUAAAGGAUUCACAUACGCACGACCACAAAAGUGCCUGGGAGCACCGUGAUGGAGAUGUUGUGAAGGGACAGUACACUCUGGAUGAAGCUGAUGGAACUCACCGCGUUGUGGACUACCAUUCGGAUCACCACCACGGAUUCCAGGCUCAUGUUCAACGGAAGGGUCAUGCACACCACCCACAUGGAGAGAGCUACGCCAAUAUCGAUCAACAUCAUUGAUUUCAUUUUGAGGCCAUACUUUGUGUUGACAACUACUUGAAAUAAAGCAAUUGUUGUUAGUAAAUUAAGUAUACUUUA
Molecule: messenger RNA, 477 nt
Organism: Aedes aegypti (yellow fever mosquito)
Lineage: Eukaryota; Metazoa; Arthropoda; Insecta; Diptera; Culicidae
Product: cuticle protein 19
Exons: 2
Coding region: 52-399 (115 amino acids)
Cellular component (GO): extracellular matrix
Source: RefSeq, a predicted model, not a curated record